This is a messenger RNA of Sphaeramia orbicularis (orbiculate cardinalfish), 971 nucleotides long. RefSeq names its product Fc receptor-like protein 5. Gene Ontology annotation, cellular component: external side of plasma membrane. Gene Ontology annotation, molecular function: transmembrane signaling receptor activity. The record is from RefSeq and is a predicted model, not a curated record. Gene Ontology annotation, biological process: immune response; cell surface receptor signaling pathway. The coding region runs from base 3 to 824 and encodes 273 amino acids. The transcript has 6 exons. NCBI's taxonomy places the organism in Eukaryota, Metazoa, Chordata, Actinopteri, Kurtiformes, Apogonidae.
CGAUGAGACAAACAUCUGUGCUGAUUCUGAUGUUGCUGAUGUUCUGCAGAACUGACCAAGUCCAGCUGAAUCCUGACAGGUCUCAGUUCUUUGAAGGCCAGUCCUUGUCUGUGAUCUGCGCUGCUGGUGCCAGCACCAGGAGGAACACCACCAGAGAAACCAGGACCACAUGUGGGAUCGAAUGGGGGGACGUGGACGGGUCCUUGUGCGCGUUGAAGUACCUGGACCGAAUAGAUGACGGAGUUUACUGGUGUGAGUCCGGACUGGGAGAGGCCGGGUCCAGUGCCAAUGUCAUUGUGACUGGUGGACCGGUGAUCCUGCAGAGUCCGGUCUCUGUGAUGGAAGGACGUGACGUCAUUCUACGCUGCGUAACGAAGACCUCCUCCAACCUGCCCGCUCAUUUCUUUAAAGAUGGCUCUGCCCUCGGCACUGGGCCUGCCGGUCACAUGACCAUCCGCCAGGUUUCACCGGGUCAUGAGGGCUCGUACAGGUGUGAGGUGGGAGGAGUCGGACAGUCUCCGUCUUCCUGGAUGUCUGUCUCAGGAAACCCUACAGUGCACCCCUUUAAAUCAGCCCCGCCCACUGCUUUGGCUCCACCCCCUGGCUCUGAUGACCUCCAGCUCCUGCUCAGACUGUUCUGUCACCUGGUGGUCUUCUGUCCAUACUUCAUCUCCACUGUGCUCAUGGUGUCUUUGUAUCGACACAGAGCUACAGGAAAACAGCACCCCGUCUCCAUGGCGAUGGCGGCACUGCCCACCCAGGCCGAGAGGGGAUUGGAUGAAGACGAUGACAUCAUCCGUGUCACCACUGAGCAUCAAUUCUGAACAGAAAAAAGACUAAAGUCACCGCUUUGAGCUUUGUUUCUUUAGUGUUAAUGACUAUUUUAAAUAAAGUUUUGAAAAGGCAUUUCUCCACUGACUUCAGAUGAUUGACAGACUUCAGAAAAACAGUCCAUAUCCUUCAGCUUCUAU